Molecule: messenger RNA, 1574 nt
Organism: Lobosporangium transversale
Lineage: Eukaryota; Fungi; Mortierellomycota; Mortierellomycetes; Mortierellales; Mortierellaceae
Exons: 2
Source: RefSeq, a predicted model, not a curated record
GUUUCAUUCAGGUGCGCCUUCUUUCCUCUAUCCUAUUCAUCCUAUUGAUCCUAUUCAUCCCUUCACCUUCCUCUCCACAUUCGAGCUCUGAUUCAGCUACCAUGGCAAACUCCCCAUCUCUCCUUACCCAUGUUAUCAACUUUAUGGGAUAUGGCGAUGCACGUUUCGCACCAUCCGACUGGAGUUUUGAACACAAUCCGUUCUGGACAACUUAUCUGCUCACACUGGCAGUUUUUCCUUGUCUAUUCUACUUUACUUGGUAUUUGAACCCUUCUCUCAGCAACAAUAGACUAGGUCUUUCAUGGGUCAUGGGGUUUUAUUCAGCGUGUCUUUUUACGAUAGCUGGAUUUUAUGAGGUUCCUCAUCUACGAACAAUCUUCAACUCUCUUGUCGAUUAUCAGCCUGUAUCUGGAAUUAUACCAUCCAUGCUUGAAGCAACAGAUCCAGUUCAUCCGUCAAGUGCAGACAUACUUGGCUUAUCACCGUUAGCAGCAAAAGAUAUUUGUUAUCCAUUACUAAAAGCAGGAACUUUGGCAUUUGCUACUUUAUUGCCUUCAUUUUUGAAACUGGAGGAUGGGUCCUAUUCAAAGUAUUAUUGUUUCUCAGACUUUAAACUAAGCGACAAUCGAACAUCGUCAAUUGAUGGUGGAUUCAGUUCAAGGAUAUAUGAUCACUCUGAAAAGUCAGCCCAAAGGCCUUUCAUGACAACUGCCUCCUCCUCCUUUUCCUACGAUGAGCACGACAAUUCCAAGAUGGUGGACAGCCCAUUAUCGUUGCGUCACGGUGUAUUUCAGGCCCAGAUGCAGCGACCCCAUUUGUUUUUCUCACUGGAAAAUUAUCCUGAUGAUGGUCGAAUUGGACCACAUAUCAUCGCAGCAAACUUUCAAGCGUUCCUGGCGGUUGAUCUGAUCUUGGGGUUGAUGCAUUACCGUAAGCAACUAGAGCCAUUCUCAACUGUGGUCCAUCAUAUUAUAUACCAUUUUAUUGUAGUCCAUAUGAGAGCCGGAGACAUGCUGUCAGUCUUUUGUAUUUGUGGAACGCCCAUUGAAGCAUCAAGUAUUUUCCUCGCAUUCGGGCGAAUUUUCCCUCAUCGACGUACAAAAACAAUUGAGAGACUCUACUUGCUAUGCUUCAUCUCGACGCGCCUCAUAUAUGUAGCAUUACUCUGGCAUGAAAUCUUCUUCAACUACCCCGACAAGUCAGUUGCAUUCCUGUAUACGAUCACGCUUUCCUUGCACAUCUACUGGUUUAUUCUCUACAUCAAAACUCAACGCAAAUAUCAGGCUAAACUAAGACGACAGCAAUUGUGCAGUGUCCUUCAAUCUCUUGCUAAUACUGUUAAGAAUGAGCUCACAUCUUUGGGGGCGGUUGAGGACACAAAGGACUUUGUUACCGUAUCCAAGAUCAAGACCAAGCCUCCUGCAGAGUGGAAUAUUUCAAAGUUUAUGAGGAAAGAUGGUCUUCGACUUCGACGUCCACUUGAGGAGGUUGAUAUGCAUGAGAGUAGAGCCUCUGUAGAAUUGAGUCAAGAGAAGAAUCAUUUGGACGAUGAUGUUUCUCGUGGAGGAGCCCAG